Molecule: messenger RNA, 1342 nt
Organism: Haliotis rubra (blacklip abalone)
Lineage: Eukaryota; Metazoa; Mollusca; Gastropoda; Lepetellida; Haliotidae
Product: vitamin K epoxide reductase complex subunit 1-like protein 1
Exons: 3
Coding region: 82-600 (172 amino acids)
Biological process (GO): vitamin K metabolic process; peptidyl-glutamic acid carboxylation
Molecular function (GO): vitamin-K-epoxide reductase (warfarin-sensitive) activity
Source: RefSeq, a predicted model, not a curated record
UGGAUAUGUUAUCAAAUUAUCUGAAUCAAGCGUUCAAGCCCGGACUACUUUUCCGCAUCUCAAGGAACUUCCGGUGACAGCAUGGCGGCGAAAAGAAAAGCUCACGAUGUGUCAAGCCCGUGGAUUCGAAAUAGCAUAUUACUACUGUGUAGUUUGGGCAUAGUUAUAUCUGGAUAUGCGUAUCAUGUUGAAAUGUCAAAAGAAAAGGAUGACUCGUACAGAGCCUUGUGUGAUUUCAGUGAGACAAUCAGUUGUUCCAAGGUGUUUACAUCAAGAUGGGGAAGAGGAUUUGGCCUGAUUGACAGAAUUGUUGGACGUGAAAGCUUGCUGAACCAACCUAACAGUGUAUUUGGCAUGAUCUUCUAUGCUUUUCAAGUCACUAUAGCAUACAACCCGACCUCAUUUGGAGCCGUGGUACAGUUAGUGUCAUCUAUGAUCGCCAACGUAGGCUCCAUCUACCUGGCAUACAUCCUGUUCUUCGUGCUGAAGGAUGUGUGUAUUGUGUGUAUGAGCAUGUACGUCAUCAACUUCCUCCUCCUCCUCUGCAGCAUCUCCAAGUUGAGGCAGGCAAUGGCUGCUCAGUCCCGGAAGCAGAGGUGAUGGUAGCCACCUACAGGCACCUGACACUGAUGCAAGGACUCUCCUCCAGAACCUCAUACUUGUUGAUUGUUUAGUCCUACCACUUGUUGAGAAUACCCUUUAAAUAUGGCUGGUCCAGUAUUUCAGUGGUUAUGAGAAUAUAUUGUUGACUUAUUGCCGCUAAAUGUCCAUGUCCUGAACCAACUUGAAGCUGCCUGACUUUACCAUUUUAUCAAGUUAUUUAUUUGUGUUGAUCAAUUUUAGAGUCAUAAUACAAGGAAGGAAGGCAGCAUCAGUUUACCAUUAAUCUAAUCUCAGGUAAGGUACCGAAAUGAUUUUACUUUGCACAAUCAUGAGUUUUCCUAAGCAAGUGAUUAUUUCAUGAUAUAUUAUGAUACAAAUGUAAGAUGUCUAAUACUAUAAUAUUUAUAGCUUUGUUUCCAGUUGCAGAAAUUUUGUUUGUGUCAAGGUAGCAUUUGCUCAGCAAAAGUGAUUUAUGAUAUGAAUGGAAUAUACGUAUUUGUGAUGCUUGGUCAUAUAUAACUAUGUGCUGAACGUGUAACCAGCAAUCAGGGAUGAGUCUUUAUGAUCACUGGCAGUCUGUGGUUCGGUCAGACCAAUCUGUGCAUGACUGCCUGCAGCCCAGGUAGUGAUGAUUGUCUUUAUGAUCAAUGGCAGUCUGUGGUUCGGUCAGACCAAUCUGUGUGUGACUGCCUGCAGCCCAGGUAGUGAUGAUUGUCUUUAUGAUCAAUGGCAGUCUGUG